Oryzias melastigma (Indian medaka) is the source of this 2217-nucleotide messenger RNA. RefSeq names its product solute carrier family 35 member B2 (gene slc35b2). Lineage: Eukaryota; Metazoa; Chordata; Actinopteri; Beloniformes; Adrianichthyidae. Gene Ontology annotation, cellular component: Golgi membrane; endoplasmic reticulum membrane. The record is from RefSeq and is a predicted model, not a curated record. Gene Ontology annotation, molecular function: 3'-phosphoadenosine 5'-phosphosulfate transmembrane transporter activity. The transcript has 4 exons. Gene Ontology annotation, biological process: transmembrane transport. Bases 249 to 1547 code for a protein of 432 amino acids.
CUACUGGCUUUCAUUAGAAAAAAAAAGGAGGAGGAGGACUCUCUUUUUCAAGUGAACACAUUCGGAUUGUUAGCUUAGAGUGGAGAAUACCGAGGAUAAAAGAGGUACUGUUCCAAUUUGGGACGCGAGCGCGUGCCAGAACCUGCCUACCUGCCGGACCCGCGCGGCUUCAUGCUGUGUCACCGCAGCGACGUUUGAGUCUGUCGGCUGGUGUGCUGACCAGGUGUCGGCCGAAGAGUGCUGGGAUAAUGCCUUCUUUCUCAUGGAGGGUUUGGUCUGCGCUGGUUUUUGUCAUGCUGCCUCAGGCUGCAGAUGCAGAGGAGACGUCGCUGCUGGAUGGCUGGCACGAAAUUUGGCUCUUCCGCUUCGUCCUCAAUCUACUGGGAUACUCCACCAUCAUCGUCCCCGGCUACCUCCUCAUUAGCUACUUUAGGCGUACCAACUACCUAGAAAGAGGCAGUGGAGUCUGCUACCCGGUUGUAAAAGCUUGUGUGUUUGGCAGCGAAGACAAGACAAGCUUGCUGGAUUCCGCUUCCGCUUCCAGCCGGACCGAUGGGGAUUCAGGAUCCUCAUUCAAACAGGCCGUUAAAUUGAUCUUUUGUGCCGCCGGACUUCAGGCGUCGUACCUGACAUGGGGAGUCCUCCAGGAGAGAGUGAUGACUCGUUCCUACGGAGCCACGACUCCAGAGGAAGGAGAAGAGCGAUUCACAGACUCCCAGUUCUUGGUGUUCAUGAACCGCAUCCUUGCUCUGACCGUGGCGGGCGUGUGGUGCUUGAUGUUCAAGCAGCCUCGCCACGGCGCUCCCAUGUACAAGUAUUCCUUCGCUUCGCUCUCCAACAUCAUGAGCAGCUGGUGCCAGUACGAGGCCCUCAAGUUCAUCAGCUUCCCCACGCAAGUGCUGGCCAAAGCCUCUAAAGUCAUCCCCGUCAUGCUGAUGGGGAAGAUCGUCUCCCAGAAGAGUUACGAGUACUGGGAGUACUUCACCGCUCUGCUGAUCUCCGUAGGAGUCAGUAUGUUCCUCCUGUCCAGCUCGGAGGACAAGCAUCCGUCCACCGUCACCACCUUCAGCGGCAUCAUCAUCCUCGUCGGCUACAUCGUGUUCGACAGCUUCACCUCCAACUGGCAGGACAACCUGUUCAAGUACAAGAUGUCGUCGGUGCAGAUGAUGUUCGGGGUGAACAUGUUCUCCUGCCUCUUCACCGUGGGCUCGCUGCUCGAGCAGGGUGCCUUCUUUGACUCGCUGGCGUUCAUGAUGCGCCACUCCGAGUUUGCCUUUCACGCGGUGCUGCUGUCCGUCUGCUCGGCGUGCGGCCAGCUCUUCAUCUUCUACACCAUCAACCAGUUUGGCGCGGCCGUCUUCACCAUCAUCAUGACGCUGCGGCAGGCCUUCGCCAUCCUGCUCUCCUGCUUCCUGUACGGCCACGCCGUCACUAUAGUGGGGGGCCUCGGGAUCGCCGUCGUUUUCCUGGCGCUCUUCCUGCGGGUUUACGCUCGCAGCCGCAUGAAGUCGAGCCGGCGGCCCGCCGGGGCCACGCAGAAGGUGUAAACCGUGAACUCAACCACGUUUUCUGUGGUGCUAUUCGUCUGUUUGUGAGUAGCUUUUUUAACGGUUCUUUCUUUUUCCUCUUUUUUGUUUUUGUCGGUACGGAAAGGGAUUGACGCACUAAAAUACCCCCAAGGGGCUCUUGUGAUGUCAAAUCAUGAUUUUAAAUACAACUCAUCCAAAAGCAUUCAUUUUGUUUUUUUUUCCAUAAUAUGUGGUUUAAGUUUAUUUAGCUUGAAAACGAUUGUCGGGUAUUGAAAAGGGGUUACUACCUUUAAUGAUUUCAUAAUUGUUGUAUCAUCGACACUUUGGUGGAAAGCAUUCGGACCUGAUGAACAUACAUUUUUAUUUAUUGUAAAAAAAAGAAAAAAAAUGGGUCAACAAUUCAAAAAACAUAUAUAAGUACAUAAAUAAACCUUUUUGCCUUCAGUUUUUCUCAUUCUUUGCCACUUUUUCUUUUUUUUGUUCCUUUUUUCAUGUGAAUAUUUUGAAUAACACUGGACACAAUAAUGGAUGGUUAUCAGUUUAUUGUUGCUACUAUAAUAGACUGUCAGUCUAGAGGGGGAGACUGAGUCGUCGCAAAGGGAAAGCAAUAGAAACGGUGUCUUGUUUUCUAAAUCCUUCUCUAUGGCAACUGGAUUUAUAAUAAAAGCUGUCAAAUUUGCUGAAAAAA